AUACUCCGUUACAUUUUUGCUUUCACAGCUCCCAUAUCUAAACAAAAUGGCCCCCAAGAAGGACGAGAAGCCCCCGACUCAGGAGGCCGGCGCCGAGGCCCCUGCCAAGGCCGAGGCCAAGCCCAAGGCCGAGAAGGCCGCCAAGAAGGCCAAGAAGGAGCCCUCCAAGAAGGCUGCCAAGGAGCCCAAGGGCGAUGGCGAGAAGAAGGACAAGAAGAAGAAGAAGAGCGCCGUGGAGACCUACAAGCUGUACAUCUACAAGGUGCUCAAGCAGGUGCACCCCGACACCGGCAUCAGCAGCAAGGCCAUGUCUAUCAUGAACAGCUUCAUCAACGACAUCUUUGAGAAGGUGGCCACCGAGGCCUCCAAGCUGAGCCGCUACAACAAGAAGCCCACCGUGACCUCCCGUGAGAUCCAGACCGCCGUGCGCCUGGUGCUGCCUGGCGAGCUGGCCAAGCACGCGGUGUCGGAGGGCACCAAGGCCGUGACCAAGUUCACCUCGGGCUAAGCGCCCUCUGGACCGAUGACCUGGUGACGCAUUGACGCAUACCACAAAACAAAAUCGGUGUUUCUCAACACCACCACACACUUGGGGAUGGGGGGAGACCAUUUACGACCUGACGCAUUGCACGUGGGGUCCUUGUAAGCUGUUGCCGCAGUGAGCCUGGCCAGCUCAGGCUCCAGGCACCGUGGCGAGGGGCACACAGUUGGCACAGGACGGGUGGGGGACCUGGCGCCCUACAUUACGGUAUACGCUGACACUGUUUGCAUGCUGCAGGUAAAUAGGUAGAGCUGCUGAAUGGUGACCUGAGAGUGUUGACCUGGUCUGGCUUCAUGGGCAGGUAGGGCGGCAUCCACGCCGCGCUUUAGGGUGUCAGGUGGUCUGAAGUUGUGCAGGCCUUCAUUUGGGGUUGUUGGGGAGCAACAGUUGAACUGUAUCAAUUUACCUGCCUACCGAGACACUUGCUGUAUGCACCAGACCCAGGGGACCCCAAAGCCACAUAAGCACUAAGCGGCUGCAUACUCGUGUCAAGUUGGGAUGCCAGGGAGCGCGUUCGUGGCCACACGUCUAUGGUAUGUGCGAGCCGCUGGGAUCAUGCCCCGCCGUGGUGCUUGUCUCGUGGCAUGGCUGGUGGGCUGCUCCUUGCAAAGGCCAAGGCUGCCCAGUGGGCCCCUCCACAUUCAAUUGCACCUAACACCUCCUGGCAUGGUGUUCCCCAAGGGUAGGCACGUACCUGUGUAGUAUCCUUGUGUAGGAUUGGAGGGAAGGCCCCGGUUGCAACUGCGUCCUACCGCGGCGGGGUGUGGGCAGGCGGUACACCAUCAGGCAGGCCAUGGGAGACUCGAACACUGCAAAGGCCAGGACAUGCCCGGGAUUGGCCCAGGGCAUAUGGGAAGGUUUAGACUUUGGAUGCUCAGCUGUGUACGUGCACGCCCCCGAGUGAACCCGGGUUGGCCACCCGUGAAGCGUGUGAGGCGUGUGGACCACUGGGAUCCUUGGGGCCCCAAUUACUUUUUGUUCAGCACACCCGUAUUGCAUAACCAUAUGGUGUGCAUGGGACUGUUAGCGAAAGCUAAUGAGGGCUGAGUUACCAGGUGGGCCCCUUGCCUCCUUCACUUGGCCGUAUGUACGGGACUCUGGUGCGUGGCAGGGCAUGUGGAGGCCCCCAGUUGCUACUGCGCAUUGCCAGGCAAGGCAACCGUGCCAGAUACUGAGGCAUUGCUAGAAUUAUAGGCGUGAACGCCGCGGGAUGGGAUCACGCAGGCUGAAGACGACAGUUAGCAUGGGGCACGGCAAACCUGGUAAGGACAGGGAGGACCAAACAAGUGUGAAGGAGUAGUCUGAGGCUGGUGUCACGGCCUCUAGAAGGCCGUUGCAGCAGGGCACGCUGGAAUGACCCCCGUCUGUGGCACUUGGCAGCGCGGCAGCUCAUACGGUAUGCUGCAGCACGGAGUGGCAGGCACGGCCCGAGGAAAAGGCGGCUCGCUGAGCAUGCUGGGUACCCCUGGCAGUACGGCAGCGUGGUGCGGAAGCUGGGGUUGGUGUCUUGUGUAAGCGGAUAACGGCAAUGUCCGGCAUUGUGCAGGCUCAGGACAACAUAAAAGUAGAGGCAGGGAGGACCAUGUACAAAGGUACAGAAUCCCGAGGUUGAGGGUGGUGUUGAGAAACACCGAGUUUUUU
Chlamydomonas reinhardtii is the source of this 2182-nucleotide messenger RNA. RefSeq lists its product as uncharacterized. Gene Ontology annotation, cellular component: nucleosome. Gene Ontology annotation, molecular function: DNA binding; structural constituent of chromatin; protein heterodimerization activity. Gene Ontology annotation, biological process: nucleosome assembly. The coding region runs from base 47 to 508 and encodes 153 amino acids. The record is from RefSeq and is a predicted model, not a curated record. NCBI's taxonomy places the organism in Eukaryota, Viridiplantae, Chlorophyta, Chlorophyceae, Chlamydomonadales, Chlamydomonadaceae. The transcript has a single exon.